GUUUUACCUUUUCUAGUUCCCGCCAGUACGAUCAAAUUUGAACUUUCCCAUUAUCAGUCUGUAAUAUUUCAACGUCUUGAUUUUUAAAACCCUAGAGACGUCUCCAACCUCGAGUAUCCGAACUCUCUCCCUACUCUUUGUUUGGCACGAGUUUGUCGCUUGGCUCCAAAUCUCUUGGAUUCUCCGUCGCCAUAUCGGUGCGAUUCUCGGAGUUGAUCUCGCUCUCCUCUGUGCCGACAUUGAAUCCGACUUCCCGAGAAAAAUCACUCCUUUGGUUUUCGUUUGUUUCCGGUGUGGAUUUCGGCGGUGGGUAUAGUCAAUCCAUGGGUGCGUUGAAGAAUUCCACUGCCCAGCGUAGGGUUAGCCCUCGACUGCAGAACCUUCCCGACGAUCAACGGCCCUACUAUGGUCCCAGUCCGAAACGGACAUCCGAGUCCGCCCAAAACGACGCCGUUGCAAAGAAGAAACCCAAGGUUGAGAAACCCUCAGCACCGGCGCAAAAGUCUGCGUCCAAUGCCAAAUCGAGUAAGGAAAAAGAAAAAGUCGAAGCUCAAAAUGGAGAGAGCGAGACCAAGACUGGCCCGGAUGUGGAAGAUGGUGGUGCGGAUUUUUUUGCCCCUGAUGGACGUUUGACUGAUGAAAACGGUGUAAGCUUCACUGCACGCUUGAAAGAGACGCUCAGACUUUUUAAUUUGCAUUACCUUCACUUUAUUCAGGAAGAGGAGAAAAGAUGCAGUAAGCUGGAGAACGGAACUGCAUGUUGUGAUGAUCUUAAGGAACCUUCCAGGAGACCUGGGAAUGAUAGUGCAUGUGACGAUAAGAGGCAGUCCAAGAGACCCGAUCUGAAGGCAAUUUCUAAGAUGCUGAGCAACAAUGAAAUUUUAUACCCUGAACGAAAAAUUGGUCACGUCCCAGGUAUUGAGGUCGGGCAUCAAUUUUUCUCUCGGGCUGAAAUGGUGGCUGUAGGGUUUCAUGCACACUGGUUAAAUGGAAUCGAUUACAUAGGAGAAUCUAGAGGCAAGGAGAAAUACAAACGCUAUACCUUACCACUCGCAGUAUCAAUUGUGAUGUCCGGCCAAUAUGAAGAUGAUGUUGAUAACAAAGAAGAAGUUAUCUAUACUGGUCAAGGUGGACAUGAUUUACUUGGUGAUAAAAAGCAAAUUAAACAUCAAGUUUUGCUUCGAGGUAAUUUGGCUCUUAAGAAUAAUAUGGAGCAGUCAAUUCCUGUUAGAGUCAUCCGAGGACAUAAAUGUGUGAAUAGUUAUAGUAAGAAAGUUUAUACAUAUGAUGGACUAUACAAGGUUGUCGAUUAUUGGGCUGAUAAGGGUGCUGCUGGAUUUGAUGUGUUUAAGUACUGUUUAAAGCGAGAUGGAGGACAACCUAAAUUGCUCAGCAAACAGGUUCAUUUUAUUCGUGGCCGAGGGUCUAAAGUUCAGCCUGAAAUACCUGGGUUGGUGUGCAAGGACAUCUGUAAUGGUCAAGAAAAUAUUUGCAUUCCUGCUACCAAUGUCAUUGAUGUUCCUCCUAUGGCGCCUGAAGGCCUUACAUAUACUAAAUCUAUUAAAGUUGCAAAAGAUGUGAACAUUCCAUCGAGUGCUCCUGGGUGCAGUUGCAAAGGAAAUUGUACCAAUCCACUGACUUGCUCUUGUGCUAAACUCAAUGGCUCAGAUUUUCCUUACGUUGCUCGAGAUGGUGGAAGAUUAAUUGAACCGAAGGCUGUUGUGUUUGAGUGUGGUCCAAAUUGUGGCUGUGGACCUGCUUGUGUGAACCGUACAUCUCAGAGGGGAUUAAAUUAUCGACUUGAGGUAUAUCGGACAGCUGACAAAGGCUGGGCUGUUAGGUCUUGGGACUUUAUUCCCUCUGGGGCACCAGUAUGUGAAUACACUGGAGUUCUUAGGAAGAAUGAUGACCUAGACAGCGUAUCAGAGAAUGACUAUAUAUUUGAAAUUGAUUGCUGGCAUACAAUGAACGGGAUUGGGGGAAGAGAGAAGCGAUUGUGCGAUGUGUCUAUUCCAAAUGGUGAUGCUGAGAAAGGAUUUAGCAAGCUAUCAGAAAGUGAGCCUGAGUUUUGCAUAGAUGCUGGUUCCUAUGGUAACAUUGCUAGAUAUAUCAAUCACAGCUGCGAGCCUAACCUCUUUGUCCAGUGUGUUUUGAGCUCUCAUCAUGAUGUUAGGCUAGCUAGAGUCGUGCUAUUUGCUGCAGAUAACAUACCUCCGUUGCAGGAACUUACAUAUGACUAUGGUUAUGAACUCGACAGUGUGGUUGGUCCUGAUGGAAACAUAAAGAAGUUGCUUUGCUAUUGUGGUGUAGAUGGCUGUCGAAAGCGUUUGUACUAGGCCACAUGAUCUGUAUGUUCUUUGAUUUAUGCAGAAUCCAAUUUGAUGUGUCAAGUGUAUCUCAAUUGCAUUUGAAUUGCACCCAAUUUGAUUUCUGUGUUUUACAUUUAUAUUUUUUUUGGAGGGGCUCGGGUCUGGUGGAGAUUGCUGAAUGAAAAUGGUAGUGGGUACAUAUUGUAUAAUUAUUAACUUCGUUAUUGUUAUCAUAUUCUCA
Molecule: messenger RNA, 2550 nt
Organism: Prunus avium (sweet cherry)
Lineage: Eukaryota; Viridiplantae; Streptophyta; Magnoliopsida; Rosales; Rosaceae
Product: histone-lysine N-methyltransferase, H3 lysine-9 specific SUVH4-like
Cellular component (GO): nucleus
Molecular function (GO): protein binding; double-stranded DNA binding; histone methyltransferase activity
Source: RefSeq, a predicted model, not a curated record